Messenger RNA from Pomacea canaliculata, 617 nucleotides. RefSeq lists its product as uncharacterized. The transcript is spliced from 4 exons. The record is from RefSeq and is a predicted model, not a curated record. NCBI's taxonomy places the organism in Eukaryota, Metazoa, Mollusca, Gastropoda, Architaenioglossa, Ampullariidae. Bases 1 to 561 code for a protein of 186 amino acids.
AUGAGGGAAUGUCUUAUCAAAAUAUUUCACAGUGGCGAUACUUCAGCCCACUAUCAGAGUAGAAGACAUCCAUCAGUGGCUAGCAGAUUGACCUCAGGGUCAGGAGAAGACAAGUAUAAAAAUGGCCGCCCUUUGAAGGAGGAGCAGUCCGCUCUUGACACCACAGCAAGUCCCGUCCAGCUUGGGAAACAAGAUUUUCUCCUCCUCACAGAUACUCAACAUGAAGGCUGUUGUCCUCCUGAUGUUGUGCGCCAUCGUGGCUAUGAGCUCCGCCACCUUCUUCUACAACCCUCUCUUGUACAAGUUCGGCGGUCUUGGCCUGGGAUUCGGCGGCCUUGGAUUUGGUGGAUUGGGAUAUGGUUUGGGUUACGGCGGUCUAGGAUAUGGUUUGGGAUAUGGUGGUCUUGGACUCGGCUUUGGCAAAUUUGGCUUACUAGGCGGAGGUCUCUACGGCUUGAAGGGGGGCCUGUACUACUAAACUGCGAAAUCGUCCACAUGUCCAAAGUUUUGCGUCGUUCAUCCAGAUAUUGCUGCCUUAUCGUUUCUUCAUUUUCACAAUGAAAAAUAACAUAUUUUACACACAUUUGUAAGAAAAAUAAAGCAGAGUAUAACAGUAA